Drosophila takahashii is the source of this 1264-nucleotide messenger RNA. Its product is annotated as 5,10-methylenetetrahydrofolate reductase. Lineage: Eukaryota; Metazoa; Arthropoda; Insecta; Diptera; Drosophilidae. Gene Ontology annotation, molecular function: FAD binding; methylenetetrahydrofolate reductase [NAD(P)H] activity. Gene Ontology annotation, biological process: tetrahydrofolate interconversion. Gene Ontology annotation, cellular component: cytosol. The record is from RefSeq and is a predicted model, not a curated record.
AUCGAAUCGAGCGGUUCUGAUUUUGUGUAGAAAUCUCUUCAACGUGUGCUCCAGCUACUUAGAUUCGUGGAGAUAGAUUGCUGAUUGCUGAUAACCCGCCUGUCGAAUGACAACAGCCGGCAGUUUUUGUCGAUCUGCGAGCGAGCGAGUACUUCCAAAUUCAAUGCAUGCGAUUCAAGUGCCCGCCGGAGGUCCGUCAAAUGCCGCUGCUCCCACCUCCUACUUGCCCUGCGUGACCUUUGCCCCCGGUCAAAUUAAAGCGGCAGUGGGUGAGCAGCGGAUCGGACCGCUGGUCGCCGAGCGGACCACCCGGCAGCGUUUCUUCUACGGAAUCGAGGUGACGGCCAGCGGAGCGAAUGGCAGGCCAACCUGCCUGGACUUCAACCAAUUCCUGCCGCUCCUGCCGACCUUCGUGAGCGUCGUUUGGCUGGGCCAGCGGUACUGGGACGUGGAGCCGGUGGGCGAGGUGGAGAGCCUCCAGUUGGCCCACCACCUGGCCACCCACAUUCCCGUGCUGCCCCACCUGUCCGCCUAUCGACUAGAAAGCGAGCGACUGGAUCAGUUCCUGGCCCUCAACUUCAGCAGUCUUCUGGCCGUUCGAGGCGAUCAGGUUCACGAGGGCCAGACUUUCCGGAUCAGCCUGCCCAUGGUCGAGCAAUCACGGCGGCAGCGAGGUGAAAAAAUUUCAAUCUGCGUGCCAGGAUACCCGGAGGGAUACACUAGCCUAGGCGACUUUCCGCAGAAUUCCACUAGAAACAUGGAGUACUUAAAGGCAAAGAUUGAUGCUGGAGCCGAUUGUAUUAUUACCCAGAUAUGCUACCGUCCCGAGGUCAUAGUGGAGUUUGUGAAGGAUUGCAGGGCAGCUGGGAUCACGGUUCCCAUUUUGGUGGGACUCAUUACCCCCGAAUCCUUUCGCUCCUACUCGCGGAUGGAGCAAAUUGCCGGUGUCUACCUACCAAGCGAUCUGAGCGAAGAGCUCGUCCAGCUGCAGAGUCCCCAAGAAGGGGAUACGAAACCUGACCAGGAUCUGACUAAACAAUUUUUCAUCAGCCUGACAGUCCGAAUCGUUCGUCAUGUUUUGGAUGCCGAUGUGGGCAUUUGGGGCUUCCACUUCUUCACACUCAACCGCUUUAGACCUGUCCAAGCUGUGCUGAAGGAACUUCGCGAACUACAUCUGCUAAAGGAUCCUGAUCAGGCCUAGAAAACUAAAACUCUUUUAUCCUUUGAAUCUUUAUUUAUUUUUAUAAAUUGGUUUUUAUUCGUA